Gallus gallus (chicken) is the source of this 644-nucleotide messenger RNA. RefSeq names its product olfactory receptor 52B2-like. Gene Ontology annotation, cellular component: membrane. Gene Ontology annotation, biological process: G protein-coupled receptor signaling pathway. The record is from RefSeq and is a predicted model, not a curated record. Lineage: Eukaryota; Metazoa; Chordata; Aves; Galliformes; Phasianidae. Gene Ontology annotation, molecular function: olfactory receptor activity.
UGGAGCUUCAUCAUCCUUGAGUGGACAACUUCACUGCAAAGUCAACCAUUCUGAUUGCCAUGGUGUUGGACCGCUCCAUCACCACCUGCAGCACCCUGCAAUACACUGCUGUGUUCACGUACGUGGUGAUAGCCAAGACAGGGCAGGCUCCCCUAACCCAGAGCUUCUGCAUGGUGUUCCCAACCACAUUCCUCCUCCUGAGGCUGCCGUGCUGUGGGCACAAUGUGAUGCCACACAUCCACUGUGAGCACAUAGGCAUUGCCCGCUUGGCCUGCGCCGACAUCUCCACCAACAUCUGGUAUGGCUUUGCCACCUCCCUCCCAGGUGGGCAUGGUGUCAUCACAGCAUCCUACAGCCCCAUCCUCGGGGCCAUCUUCAGGCUCUCCUCCAUGGCCACCCAGGUCCAGGCAGUUGGCACCCGCAGCUCUCAUGUGUGUGUUACAUUAACAUUCUACACGCCAGCACUGUUUGCAUUUUUCACUCUUUGCUUUGGCCACAACAUCCCCUACCACAUCCACAUCCCAUUGGCCAACCUCUAUGUGCUCCUACCGUCCAUGUUAAACUCCAUCAUCUGCACAGUGAGAAACAAGCUAGUCAGGGAAAGGCUGUCCCAGAUGCUCCUUAGGACUGGGCAAUGGCAGUGA